AUGGCUGAGGGUGUAAGAAAUCGUAGGUUUUCUUUGGGUUCACCGAAGGAUGUUCGGGAGGUUCACUUUUUCGAAGAGGACUCAAUACCAGACGUUCCUCCCACUGGCGCUCGUAUUAAGGUUUGUUAUGCAGGAGUUUGUUUAACAGAGCGAGAUAUUUCAAACACAAAACAGGCAAGAAUCACUCGUGGAAUAAGAGACACAAGUCUUUUCCCUGGGUAUGAAGUUUCGGGCAUUGUCGACGCGUUUGGAGAAAAUGCUAACCCCACAAGCGUUGGCCUUCACGUUAACGACAAAGUCAUCGUGUGGCCAACCGAAGAGAUGUGCCAACGUGGUUAUGCCGACUAUGUAGUUGUGCCAAGUCUCGACUAUUUAGUGAAAAUUCCUAGCUCUUUGUCGAUGCAUGUAGCAGCGAUACUUCCAGCAGGUGCCACUUGGGCAUUUUCUGCAGUUAGUCGGGCAAGACAUCUGGGUGAAGCGUUCUUAAAUUCAAGAGGCACGUGUACACUUUUGAUUGUUGGAUCUGGUGGACUUGGUUUGUGGUCAACAAAACUGGCCAAACAUUUCCUAGAUUUCGGUGAUAAAAGAGUUAAAAUUAUGGUUGCUGACCCCAGAGAAGCUCGAUUAUCUUUAGCCGAGAAGAAUGGGGCAGAUAUUGUUGUGCACUGGGACGAAAAUGAGUUUGAAGAUUAUUUGGUAAUGCGAACUAGAGACGCUGCACGGCAUGGCGGAAUCCAAAUGAUUUUUGACUUCGUUACUUCGCAGCGCUCUUUUGUUCGAUCUCUAAAAUGCUUGUCAGAGGGUGGUGUUUUGUUUGUUGGAGGUCUUUCGGGAUUUGACAUCCAGCUGCCUAUGAAACAGUUUUCACGCAACCAUUUGACGUUGGUUGGUAUUGAUCGUGGUACUAUUGAACAGUUGAAACAGUUAGUUGAACUGCUUUCCAGUGGACAAGUUGGGGCUCCCAGCUACAGCAUCCACCCUGUAAAUGAUGCACAGAAAGUUUUGAGGCAACUGAGCCAGUCAGAAUUAGAGGGCCGUGCUAUUCUUGAAGUAUGUAACCCAGAAAACGCAUUAAGGCGAUAA
Messenger RNA from Enterobius vermicularis (human pinworm), 1083 nucleotides. The record is from the annotation of a GenBank genome assembly. Lineage: Eukaryota; Metazoa; Nematoda; Chromadorea; Rhabditida; Oxyuridae.